Messenger RNA from Xenia sp. Carnegie-2017, 2694 nucleotides. RefSeq names its product transcription initiation factor TFIID subunit 5-like. NCBI's taxonomy places the organism in Eukaryota, Metazoa, Cnidaria, Anthozoa, Malacalcyonacea, Xeniidae. The record is from RefSeq and is a predicted model, not a curated record. Gene Ontology annotation, molecular function: RNA polymerase II general transcription initiation factor activity; protein binding. The transcript is spliced from 22 exons. Gene Ontology annotation, biological process: transcription initiation at RNA polymerase II promoter. Gene Ontology annotation, cellular component: transcription factor TFIID complex. Bases 523 to 2184 code for a protein of 553 amino acids.
GGAAAUCUUUAUGUUUGUCUUGAGUUGCAUGGGAGUGCUUCGUUUUGUUCUUAGUGUUUGUACCAACUGUGUUUGAUGAAUUACUAUUUUCUCCAUUUGCUAAAAUUUUCUUUGGCUGUUUUGUAGCGUAUUGCCUUGUUUUCUCUCCCCCCGUUUCUCAACCUUUCUUCCCCCUCCCUGAAUAAUCUACAAAUGCAAUAUGGCGACCAAUUCUGAGGGAGAAAAGCUUGCUCAAGGUCAAAGUGAAACAGAUAAACAGACAUUAUUAGCUGUUCUACAGUUUCUUAAGAAACAAAAUUUAAAGGGAACUGAAGAAGCUCUAAGGCAGAAGUAUCAUGUGCAGGAAUUGAGGAAAACUCUGUUCCAAACUCAGACAUCAACAACGUCUUGUCUGAGUAUAGCAGUGAAGGGGAUCCAAAAAAGUAUGAAGACUAUUAUUCUGGAAUUCAGGAAUACAUAGAGAAAUCGUUAGAUGUAUACAAGCCUGAACUUGGUACAAUCCUCUAUCCAUUAUUUGUUCAUAUGUACCUUGACCUCAUUUACCAAGGUCAUGAAGAUAAAGCAAGAUCAUUCUUGGCCAAGUUUCGAGACAGCCAGGAGGAUUACUAUCAGGCGGAUGUAACAAAGCUUGCAUCUGUUACUCAUAAGGAGCAUGCUGAAAUUAAUGAUUUAAUGCUUACGCUAAGGAGCAAUAAAUUUGUGAUAAAGUUAUCGAGGGAGUCGUAUCAAGCUUUGAAGAAAAAAUUACAGGAAAGUCAAAGUAAUUUGGUCCUAAAUUUAAUCCAACAACAUUUGCAAUUCGACGUUUUUGAUGGUCGACCAAGAAGCAAGGACGUUGUUGAAGCAACGUCUGGUGGUGUUGUAGGCCAACCCACUAAUGAAGCAAAUAAGGGAAAGGUUUUACAUGGAAUCGCUCAAGAACCAGAUCUGGGAGUAGUUUUACCAGAGGACGAUCCUGAAGACGAGACUGACGAAAAGGAUAAACCCAAGAAAAAGAAAGCGAGGAAGGAGGGAGGUCAAGCAAAGAAAAAAAAAGAAUUUAAUCCUGACGCUCCGAAACUUGACCGAGUUCCCUUUCCAGAUUUGAAAGAUCGCGAGAAAGUCUUGAAAGCAACCAUGCUCAAGGAAACGGCAAAAAUGUUGAACUUGGACGGCGAAACGUUACCAUCAGUUUGUUUUUAUACCUUUUUAAACGCACAUCAAGGACUGAAUACCAUCGCAUUUUCAAACGAUUCAAAUCUCAUUUGUGGCGGUUUCGAGAACAGUUCUCUUCGCAUGUGGACUUUAACUCCUAGGAAGCUGCGAACCUUGAAGUCAGCGGCCGAGUUAGCUCGCAUCGAUAAGGAUGCCGAGGAUGUGUUUGAGCGUAUUAUGGAUGACAAAACGGCCGCAGAAACUCGAACGCUGAUUGGUCACAGUGGUCCUGUGUACGGGGUCAGUUUUAACGAUGAUAACUCUCUCCUUCUUUCUGCCUCCGAGGACAAAACUAUCAGAUUAUGGAGCUUGUAUACUUAUACAAAUAUCGUGUGCUAUAAAGGUCAUAAUUAUCCUGUUUGGGAUGUUCAAUUUAGUCCCAAAGGUCAUUAUUUUGCAUCCGGUUCUCAUGAUCGAACUGCAAGACUAUGGACAACCGAAACUCCACAUCCGUUAAGAAUAUUUGCUGGUCAUUAUUCUGACGUCAACACGAUUCGAUUCCAUCCGAACUGCAAUUACAUUGCUACAGGAUCAUGUGACAAAACCGUGCGUUUAUGGGAUAUUACCUCUGGUCGAUGUGUUCGUGUGCUCACUGGCCAUAAGGGUGCCAUUCAUACCUUAGAUUUCUCGCCGGAUGGUCGAUAUUUGGCGUCAUCAGGUGUCGAUAAAAAAGUCCUGUUGUGGGAUAUCCCAGAGGCCCGUGCGACCGCUGAGUUCGUUGGACAUACUGACACUGUACAUGCGUUGAGAUUUAGCAGAGAUGGUCAUAUUUUAGCCUCGGGUGGCACAGACUGUUGUGUGAAACUUUGGAAUGCUCAAAAUGCAUACAGCAAAGAAGACGACGAAGAUUUAAUGCUGGGAAUGCAGCAUUCAGGUCGUACGAAACAGGUGAACGAAUUAGCAUCGUUUCCCACCAAGUCUACUCCCGUACAUUGCCUUCAUUUUACCUGGAGAAAUCUUCUGUUAUCCGCUGGACCGUUUGAUCGUUGACGCGUACGUAUCCUGGAAGACCGCAAGCCAAUCAUCUCAAUUCUCAAAAUGAAUGAUGACAACUCAAGAAGCGUGCUUGGUGACUGAUGAAAUGAAUACAAAAGGUAGUUGGUCUGCUUGACUUCGGAAAAGGUAUGCUUCUUCUAAUCAUUGAUAUGAACACGCUUAUGCUGGUGAUGCACACGUAAGUGGCUGCUUAUAUUUAAGCAAUGAGCUAGAAAUACAGUGGGGGUACUUACAACCGAACGUUAGCGCGAAAAAAACCCAACUCUUCCGAACUGUUAGUUGCUCGUUUUACGUGUAAAUUAUGUCAAAUGUUUCGUUUCGAAGCCGAUGUAACUUGAAGGAACGAAAUAUUAUAGCCGUUAAAGGCCGCUGUCAACCUUAUCAUGAUUCCUUUUCGCUUUUAUUUAUUACCAUCUGUUGAAUUGUCAUGUGAUAGAAGUAGGAAGUUGAAUGUUUUUUCUGCUUCCUUGUAUAUUAAACUGACGGCAAACCAUUUGAAUCUUG